AUGAAACGCCUGUAUGCACUGACGACGUUGCUGCUGGUGACCGUCGUCAGUUGCCGGGCGCACCAAUUGGAUUUGUACCUGGAUUCCGGCGACGUGGAGCAGCUGAUCGGCCUGGCCGCCCGGUUGUACUACGUGCGGAACGGCCGGCCCAACGCGAACGCCAUGAAAUACGUGUUGGAAGUGCCGGCGUCCGUUGGCGCGCUAAACCUGACGUGGAACUCCAAGAGUCCGCUGGCCUACAAGGCCGCCGUGUCGACGACGGACUCGGACCUGGUCGCCCCCAAGCUGGACAUGGCGCACGAAGGUGCCGUGCCCGACACGCGGUCCGUGUUCGCCGUGUCGUUGCCGUGCGCCGUCGGGUCCGGCGACGCCGACGUGCGGCUGUCGAUCAGGACGUCGGCGAACUGGUCGUCGGACGGCGCGACCGGCGACGUCGACGUGGCGUUCAAAAAGUUUUGCGUGGACCCGCGGACGAACGGCACGGCCGUCGCGCCGGAAACGGGUCGCGCCGCGCCCGUUUACUACGAGCGAGCGUUUUUCUACCACAUGAUCGCCGCCGCGUCCUCGUUGGUGGCGCUGGCCGUCAUCUGCUGCCUGACCACCACGUACCGCCGCGACAAGGCGCGCGACCUGAUGAUCAUCAAAGGUUUCCAAAACAACGAAGUGAACGUGUUUCUGAAGUCCGCGUUGAAUCCCAGCGGCAAGUUCAACCGCGCGAAUUCGCUGCCCGGCCCGAAAGCCGCCCCGGUCAAGGCGAAAGACUUGCACGAAUGCAUCGUCGAGCUCAGCGUCCAGAGGCAGCGGGUCCGGUUGCAGAACGUCGAGCUGGAAGGCACGUUCGGACGGGUCUACCGGGGCCUGUACACCGAUCCGAACGGCAAGGACGACGAGGUGUUCGUCAAAACGGUAACGGACCAGGCGAGCGCCGUGCAGAUAUCUGUGCUGCUGCACGAAGGGCUGUGCAUGUACGGGCUCAACCACAAAAACGUGAUGACAAUACAAGCCGUGUCCGUCGAACAGCACGUCGAACCCUUCCUGUUGUAUCCGUACAGCAACAACACGAAUCUAAAGAGAUUCCUACAAAACUGUAAGACGUCCGAGAGCAUUUCGUACACGUUGACCACCAGGGAAAUAAUCGACAUGACGCUGCAGAUAAUCAGCGGCAUGCAAUAUUUGCACAAAAGCCGGCACCUGCACAGGGACGUCGCGGCCAGGAAUUGUCUGGUCGACCCGGAACUGAAAAUCCAGAUAGCCGACAACGCCCUGUCCAGAGACCUGUUCCCCGGCGACUACCAUUGUCUCGGCGACAACAAGAACCGGCCGAUAAAAUGGAUGGCCGUCGAGAGUCUGGAACACAAGAAGUUCAGCACGGCCUCCGACAUCUGGUCGUUCGGCGUUCUGCUGUGGGAACUGUUGACCCUGUGCCAGCAACCGUACGCCGACAUCGACCCAUUCGAGAUGUCCGCCUACCUGCAGGACGGCUUCAGGCUGACGCAGCCGGUCAACUGUCCCGACGAACUGUUCACCGUGAUGGCCUGCUGCUGGGCGUUGGCGCCCAACGAGAGGCCGACGUUCUCCCAGCUGUCCGUGUUCAUGAACGAAUUCAACAAUCAACUGGUUAAAUUCGUAUAA
Molecule: messenger RNA, 1632 nt
Organism: Cinara cedri
Lineage: Eukaryota; Metazoa; Arthropoda; Insecta; Hemiptera; Aphididae
Source: the annotation of a GenBank genome assembly